Molecule: messenger RNA, 1472 nt
Organism: Drosophila kikkawai
Lineage: Eukaryota; Metazoa; Arthropoda; Insecta; Diptera; Drosophilidae
Source: RefSeq, a predicted model, not a curated record
GUAGAAAUUUAGUUAAUUAUUGUAUUUAUAGAAUAACAAGUCCAAAAUUCGGUUGGUUUAUAUAUUUUUCGCAUUUCCUUUCGGAGUUUCCUUUACUAUUUGACAUGGAAAAAUUCGAAAAGGCCAGAAAGCUGCAGGAACUGGCCGGAGUUCCCUCGCCGGCUCUCACCCGCUGCUGCUGCAACUGCAAACGAAAACUGGAUCCCUACCAGCUGUUCGACGACAAUGUGGAGGACAUAGCCAAGAGCCUGGCCCAGAUAAUGGUGAUCUGCGGCAUUGGUACCUGCAAGUCCCGCAUGGCCAGGGGGAUUAUCAAGCGCGCCUUUGUCUAUCACGAGCGCCUGCGCACCAACUGCCCCCCAAAGCCGGCACCGGGAACACACCUGAAUCGCGAGGAUCUGCUCCAGGCGCUGCGACUGAAGUGCGAAAUGGAGCCUGUCGAGGCAAUGCUCUCGUACUCGAUCAUCAAGCGCGCCUUCAAGGCCUUUUACCAUGGAAAACCACCGGUGACAAUAAGCAAUCCCAUUGUGGAUGCCAUGGCAGUGCACACCCAGAAGCAGGCGUGGAUGCACGCCGCCUACAAGACCGCCCGCAUCUUCGACAACUACAAGGCGGCUUUCUUCUGGGCCCACCAGCACUACGAGCGUCAGAUUAACCUGGUAUACACGGCCCUGUACCAGCGGAUGACGGCCAGAUCGGAUCCGCUUCUGGUGCCCGGCUGCCCGUGCAAGGGCUGCUCCAAGCAGGAGGUUCCCGGUCAUCCCAAGGCGGGCCAAAGGCCGAUGCAGAAGAUCACCCUGUCGGAGGGUACGGAUAUGCCGGAACCCUGCAUUAUGUGCGGCUUGCAGAUGCCCCGGAUGAACGCCGAGGAUGUCAAGAUGAAGAGGAAGCUGCCGCGACCCAUCAUCAACCACGAAAUGAACCUGCCGCGGUGCCACCAGUGCAACUCGCCGUUCCUGAUCUGCGAGUGCAACAUUGACCAGCUGACCGGCGAGCAGUUUGGGGAGUGUGGCCAGGAUUCGUACAAGGUGAAGUGGUAUCGCGUCGAGGAGCCACCGGUCCGUGCCAAGGACAGCAGCUAUGAGGAGACCUUGGAACCGUCGGAGGACUGGGACAACCACCACUGCCCCAUCGACUGCAAGCACGACUCCUGCAGCGAGGCCACAAACGUUUGCCAAGGCACCUCCCCCUCCACCUCUGAAGGGGAGAGCGGGUCGGCCUUUGCCAGCUGUUCACAGGGCGAAGAGGACAUUGUGGCCAAGCUGGAGGACUAUCUCAAUAAGCUGUGGAACGAGGAGGUGGCCCAGAAGAGGGAUCCCUCGUAUGUGCCAAAGACCAUCGAACCGCCGGGACCCAGUUGUCAAAAGUGCAAGGACUGAUCCCUGUAAAGGUCUCGGUUCGCUUUCUGCGUUUUAAAUUUUUGUCACAUCAAAAAAAAAAAAAAUAAAUGGUUUAGAAUCCUCAGAGGUUCC